Molecule: messenger RNA, 1279 nt
Organism: Hippocampus comes (tiger tail seahorse)
Lineage: Eukaryota; Metazoa; Chordata; Actinopteri; Syngnathiformes; Syngnathidae
Gene: miip
Product: migration and invasion inhibitory protein
Exons: 9
Coding region: 275-1159 (294 amino acids)
Biological process (GO): negative regulation of G2/M transition of mitotic cell cycle; negative regulation of cell migration
Source: RefSeq, a predicted model, not a curated record
AACUUCUGUUAGCCAAUCAGGUGGCCAGGUUUGCUCGUUGCUAUGGUGAUAGUGAGGGGGUUGUGGUUCGAAGCGCAGUCAACGGCGUCAUUAUUAAAAGCGGAAGAAAAAUAUACGUGAUUUUGUUGUCGUAUUGUCCUUAAAAAAAUGAUGUCAUUAGGGUGUAACGACGUUUGUUUUGAUAACGUAAUCACCAUUUAACAUACCAUUCGUGGGCAGAAAGUUUGAGUGAGAGGGAAAAGGUGGAAAGCAGUUAAGGUAGUGUGCGCAACAAAUGGGCACUCGAGGUUUGAUCUCAUCACCAUCUUUGGCUGCUCAACGUGCCCGACCAUCAGAAAUAUCACCACACAGAGGUGGCGACAAUGGAGCUUCUGAUAUUAAGUCAUGUCUGGCACAUCACAGCAAAGAACAGCGGAAGGGUGCUCGGGUUACGUUUCAGAACGGUGAACACCCGGAGGAACUGGCCUCAAACAGCAGCCAUAAACUGCGGCCGUUACUUGGAUAUGACUGGAUAGCAGGUGUCCUUGAUGUGGAGAAGUCCCUGCAAGGACGCUCGGAUGAUUUCUACGAGGAACUGCAAGAUUUCCGAAUGCAAAAUGAAAGCGAAUGCAUGCACAAGUCCCAAGCCAAAUUUUCCCCAGAGAAGCAGUCUGUCCUGUCACUGUUUGCAGACACUGAUGACCCGAUUGCCGACGCAGAUACUCAUCAAUGCACCUUCUUGUACAAGUUGAACAGUAGACUGUUCCCUGUCCCUGUUCACCCUGGAGAAUGCUGUCCCGUGUGCAGAAGGCCAAAAUCUUCACACCCCCACACUAUAAACAAACCAGCUCUUGUCAGGGUCAGCAUCCCUAGCUCCACUCUGCUACCAUCUUACAACUACAAAGCACAUCGCCGCAGCAGCUUCGAUUCAACCGAUAGUUUGGGGUUACCCUCUCAUUGCCUUUUGGGCUGGUCCAAUACGUUUCGGAGCUACUUGCAACCACCCAGCAACCUUGACCUGCGAAGUCACCUGGAGAAGCGCACUGAGCAAGAGGAUCAGGUGACCACAAGUCUUCAGUUUGACCAAGCGCCAGUUCUUACUCCGUUGCCCCGUCACCAUUUCCAGCACUUCACGCCCAAAAGAAAAAAAAGACGACCUCAACCUUCAACUAACAGCUGACAGACCCCAAAAGUAUUUUCCCUCAUCCAUUUUUUGUUUUUGAAUGCUUGUCAUCAGGGCGGCACAGUGGUACUAAUUAGCACGUCAGCCUCGCAGUGCAGAGGUGCAGGGUUUGAUUCU